Molecule: messenger RNA, 2966 nt
Organism: Danio aesculapii
Lineage: Eukaryota; Metazoa; Chordata; Actinopteri; Cypriniformes; Danionidae
Gene: nabp1a
Product: nucleic acid binding protein 1a
Exons: 6
Coding region: 911-1564 (217 amino acids)
Biological process (GO): mitotic cell cycle checkpoint signaling; double-strand break repair via homologous recombination; response to ionizing radiation
Cellular component (GO): SOSS complex
Molecular function (GO): DNA binding
Source: RefSeq, a predicted model, not a curated record
GGCACAGAUCAGACGCUUUGUUAGUGAGGGAGAGACGGAUAGCACUGUGAAAUAGAGAGUUCCCCUCUUUUGCGACAUUUGUUUUAUUUUGUUUGUUCGUAGGAUUGCUGUGCUUCACACGUAGAAUACAUGCUUUAUCAACUUCAAAGGCCAAUAGGAAGUUUCGAACUGCUCAUAAGGCAUAAAAAGUUAGGCAGCUACAGUUAUCUCGGCUGACAUCCGUUGUAAAUUGAUCUGAAGUCUCGUCGAUUUAGCGUUAAAUGUGGAGAAGACACGUAAUGAAUGAUUUUCGAGAGGAAGAUGAAAUGAAGAGAUGCGAGUUUAGUAGUUUGACCAGCAGUGUGUGUGUAACUGUAUUCACUGACACCGUUUUAAACGCAGCCCGCAUAAUAACCGGCAUCUUAAUGUAAAGCGUCAAUUUUAACUGCUGUUUCCUAACUUGACGUCGUGUAUUGAUUGUGUACGUUAGGCUAGCCAAAAGACCGUACAAAUUCAUCUGGAUGCUGGACAUUUUAAUCAGUGACCGACUUGAAGCGAAGUCUUGAGUUAGUUUUAAGGUGUAGAGCCGGAUGAACUCUAAAAUGUCCUUAAGUAAAACUAGCUGAGUGUUUUUAUGCUAAUAACUAGUAAGUUUUAUUCGUCGAGGAGGAAAUAUUUCCCCUUUUUACGUCCAUUCCUUUAACGUUAGCUCGAUGGCCAAGUAACGAAAACAAACUGCCUCCGAUGUGAAGCUAGAAACACUUCGGCCUUUCUUAAAGGAUCUCACAACCCAAAUUUAUUUGCCAAGUAAAGUUUAUUUAGCUAACAAACAACCCACUCAGAGCACAUAUUUAGUUUUAGAUCGAGAAAUCCUCUCACACGGCUGUGGUUUCGCUAGCCAGUGCGCUAGCAUCCGCCUCAGCUCUCGGAAAUGUCGAAUAUCUCCAACGAAGCUGUGAUCUUGAUUAAAGAUGUAAAACCCGGAUCGAAAAACCUUAAUAUCGUCUUUAUAGUUUUGGAGAUCGGUCGGGUGACGAAGACAAAGGACGGGCACGAGGUGCGCUCGUGUAGAGUGGCGGAUAAGAGCGGCAGCAUCGCCAUCUCUGUGUGGGAUGAGCUGGGCAGCCUCAUCCAGCCCGGGGACAUCAUCCGCCUCACGAGAGGGUAUGCUUCAAUGUGGAAAGGGUGCCUUACACUGUAUACUGGACGAGGAGGAGACUUACAGAAAAUAGGAGAAUUCUGUAUGGUGUAUUCUGAGGUUCCAAAUUUCAGUGAGCCUAACCCUGAGCUGCUAGCACAAGCUAACCAACAGAACAAGACGGGUAAAGAACAACGUGGAAAUUCUCCACCAAAUCAAAAUGCAGGUACUCCUGCGCAGACAGGUAAUGGAACUGUGCCAGUGUUUUCCAAUAACAAUGCUGCACCUGUGGCACGGGAUCCCAACUUUGGGGCUUCAGGAAGACCAAAUGGGCGCUCUCCAGGCAACGGACCACCCCCAGUGACCGCAGGGGCACCCCCUGCUCCACCCAAACCCUCAGUCACCAUUAGCAAUGGCAGGGACCCAAGAAGGGCUUCAAAGAGAUGAGACUUCAAAACCACUUAUAUGUCCCCACUUCUUUCUAAAAUUCCCCCACAGACCAUACCUUACAGAACACAAAACAAUACUGCCAAAAGAUACGAGGUUUAAUGCUACAGUUUUGCCACAUGUGCUUUUGUUAUUUAUAUAGUAUGGUUAUUUGUUUCACACAAGUUUAGAGUUCAACUUGUUUCAGUUAAGGUUUGGCUUUUUUUUUUUUUGCCAUUUUAAGUGCCGAUACGGUGGCCCACAACUUCUUCCUCUUCCCUAAAUGUGUUAAACUAUACACCCUACUUGAACACUCGAUGCACUUUCUUCUCUUAAUUUAUCAUGAAUGCAUUGCCAUGCAAUUCAGGAAUGAUUAACUGCUGUUGGAAACUUGGGAAUGAACUUCAAAGUGAUUGAUGACUACAUGGGCUCUUCCCUUUACUCCUUGGCCAAAAACAAAUUACCAGAAGUGACCGUGUGAAAAGAGAGGUGAUGGUUUGAUAGAACUAUUAGAAUUAUUUAAUUAGGAAUAAAUCAAGAACAAAAUAUUGGGAAACUGAUCCCUGUGGUGGUUGCAGAUUUACUUGACCAUUUCAGUGCCAUCUACAAUGACUACGACCUGAUUUCUAUAUAGUGCAAUGGGACUACACUAAAAUAUUCUGCAUACUCUUAUACUGGAACACCACCAUGUAUGAUUUGUAACCUAGAUGUUUAUUUGCUUAUCUAUGAAAUAGAUUUAUUGGGAAGACUUGACCAUGCCGUUAUAGAUGUAUUUCUUUUGGUCCAGUAGUUCAACUCCUGCAUCUAGCCAAAGUGUUGUUUUUCUUGCUUUCCAGUUCACAUGAGAGCCUGUUUUGUUUGUAAAUAUUUGCACAUUUUAUAGUCUGUCACCCCACUUUGUGUUCACACUUGAAAAUGAUAUGCAGAUGAAAUAUAGUUUGUCAAGACAAGUUCAGGUUUAAAAAAAAUAUAAUUAAAUGUGUAUUGAAAAAUGUCCCACCUGACGAUGACCGUUAAAGGCUGAAGAAACCUAACUAGUUCUACCCACACAGGUGAUCUGAAGAUGUUGUGGUCUUAAUAAGAUCCUUUUCGUUUAGCACUUGAACAAACAUGGAUCAUUAUACCAGGUAAAGUAUGUUACUGGGGGUUGCAAUUAAUUAUCCAAAAACAGUUGAAUACCAUGCAUAUUUAUUGUGCUAUACAAUUAUUUGAGUUCAUAUUUUAAGAUCUUUGCUUUUUAUUUAGAUUUUUUUGCCCAGUUCAUGUAUUUGCGAUUAGUUUGCAUACAGUAGCUGCAAAUUAUAUUAAACCAGUUAGCCUGGGAAAAUGUCAGGAAAAAGUAUUUUUCUAGUUGCACUUCUAUGAUGAAUGUUUUCAUAAUGUUUGUGCACAUGAAACAGUGUUUACCCUUGAAGAAGAUUCA